Messenger RNA from Nerophis lumbriciformis (worm pipefish), 1653 nucleotides. Its product is annotated as frizzled-7-A-like. Gene Ontology annotation, cellular component: plasma membrane. NCBI's taxonomy places the organism in Eukaryota, Metazoa, Chordata, Actinopteri, Syngnathiformes, Syngnathidae. Gene Ontology annotation, molecular function: Wnt-protein binding; Wnt receptor activity. The record is from RefSeq and is a predicted model, not a curated record. Gene Ontology annotation, biological process: canonical Wnt signaling pathway; non-canonical Wnt signaling pathway.
AUGGCUACUGUGGGGACCUGGCUUUUGUGGUUGAGCUAUGCCUUCCCUCUGCUGCUUCCACAGGGCUGUGCUCAGCAACACAAGGGGUUUUCUAGCCCUGAACAUGGAUUUUGCCAGACUAUCUCGAUCCCACUGUGUUCUGACAUCGCCUAUAAUCAGACCAUCAUGCCCAACCUACUGGGCCACACUAACCAAGAAGACGCCGGACUGGAGGUUCACCAGUUCUACCCACUUGUCGAAGUCCAGUGCUCUGCAGACCUUAAGUUCUUCCUGUGCUCUAUGUACGCACCAGUGUGCACCGUUCUAGAGCAAGCUAUCCCACCCUGCAGGACUCUGUGUGACCGCGCUCGGCACGGCUGUGAGGCACUAAUGAAUACAUUUGGCUUUCAGUGGCCAGAAAGACUGCGCUGCGAGAACUUCCCUGUCCACGGUGCCGGACAGAUCUGCGUGGGUCAGAACACAUCUGAGAGCAACGAUCCAAUGCCAGAUCCUGCGCCGAACCUCCCAGAGCUGUUCAACUCGCCGUCACACGACUUCAGCAACACAGAUUUUUCCUGCCCAUCACAACUGAAGGUACCGGCUUACCUCAGCUACAGCUUCCUCGGUGCAGAGGACUGUGGGGCCCCCUGUGAGUUCUCCAUGCCUGGUGGACUGAUGUACUUCAGAGAGGAGGAGCUCAAGUUUGGACGGCUCUGGAUUGCCUUUUGGGCUCUAUUGUGUUGUGUCAGCACUCUCUUCACCAUCUUGACUUACGCAGUAGAUGCACAGCGCUUUCCAUACCCCGAGAGAUCUGUUGUCUUUCUCUCAGGUUGCUACUUUAUGGUAGCUCUGGUGUACGUUGCCGGCUUCCUGCUGGAGGAAAAAGUCAUCUGUGUGGACAAGUUUAAGGUGGACGGUUGGAAGAUGGUGGUUCAGGGUACCAAAAAAGAGGGCUGCACUAUCCUCUUUAUCGUGGCCUACUUCUUCAGUAUGGCGAGCUCCAUCUGGUGGGUCAUUUUGUCUCUCACCUGGUUUCUGUCAGCGGGGAAAAAGUGGGGACACGAGGCCAUAGAGGCAAAUUCCAGACACUUCCACCUGGUGGCAUGGUCGAUGCCAGCUUUGAAAACUGUCACCAUCCUGGCGAUGGGGCAGGUGGAGGGUGACCUUUUGACCGGCGUGUGCUACGUGGGCGUGUACAAUGUUGACGCUCUGCGGGGCUUUGUGCUGGCACCGCUCUUCAUCUCCCUCCUCGUCGGGACUUCUUUUUUGCUAGCCGGCUUUGUGUCGCUCUUCCGCAUUCGCACCACCAUGAAGCUUGGUGGUACUGAGACGGAGAAGCUAGAGAAGCUGAUGGUGCGGAUUGGUGUGUUCAGCGUGCUGUACACGCUACCCGCCGCCACUGUGGUAGCCUGCCACUUCUACGAGCAGGCACUUCGACCGCAGUGGGAACUCACGUGGCGUUUGUGGACAUGCAAGCAACUCGCAGUUCCAUGCCCUUCUGGCAACUUUACUCCGAAGAUGCCGGUAUUCACUGUGUUCAUGAUCAAGUACCUGAUGCACAUGAAUGUUGGGAUCACAUCAGGCUUCUGGAUCUGGUCUGGAAAGACUGUGGAGUCCUGGCGUCACUUUUACAAGAGACUGAGUGGCUCAGAGCUGGGAGAUGCAACACUAUAG